GUCAAAAAUCAUAAGCGCAAAACACAAAACUUAGUAUCUCAAAGUCAAAGAAAUUAACACUUCUUUACUAUCGAACUUGCUAAAUAAAUUAGUUCAUAUAUAAAUACGACACGAAGAACAUUAACUAACUUAUGGAAACGGAGCUUGUUAAACAAAACAUGUAUAAUAUUGGUUUUAUUGGUGGUGGAAAUAUGUCCACUGCAAUUGCUAAAGGAAUUUUGAGAAAUGAGUCGUACUCAGCAUCUCAAAUCUGGGUAUCUGGUCCUCAUAUAGAUCACUUAAAGCACUGGGAAGAAAUGGGUGCUAAUGUAACAGAUAAAAAUGGAGAAGUAUUAAGUAAAUGUGAUGUUGUAUUUCUUGGUGUUAAGCCUGGUGUAUUGAGUUAUGCUGUUGGUGAUUGUCUUAAAUCCUUGCCUACUGAUGGUCCUCGUAAAGACUUCUUUUUCGUUUCAAUGUUGGCUGGUGUCACUAUUGAAAAUCUACAUAAGGCUUUUAAGGUGUUUGAUUUUCCUACAAGUGUGAUUAGGAUAAUGCCCAAUACACCAAUGAGUGUGGGCGCCGGGAUUUGUCUAUAUACACCAGACAAUAUAGUCAAACCAGAGCAAUGUAUGCUGUUAGAGAAAAUUCUUUCCAGUUGUGGAAUUUGUGAGAAAGUUGCUGAACCACUAAUGAAUUCUGGAGGUGUCCUGCCUGCGUGUGGACCAGCUUUUAUGUAUAUUGUAAUAGAAGCUUUAGCAGAUGGAGCAGUAAAACAGGGUGUUCCAAGAGCAAUGGCGAUGCAUUGGGCUGCACAAGUGCUAGUGGGCAGUGGAGAAAUGGUGCUGCAGUCCAAAAAACACCCUGGACUAUUGAAGGAUGAAGUCUGUUCACCAGGAGGAUCGACUAUAUGUGGUGUAACUGCCCUGGAGAAUGGAAGAUUGAGAGCCACCUUAAUCAAUGCGAUAGAAGCAGCAACAUUGAGAACUUAUGAAAUGGGGAAGAAAUAAAUAAGUUAAAAAAUUACGGGUAAUAACAAUAGGCGAAUUGCUGGUAAUCUUGCAUAUUUAAUAUUUAGAGCACAUUUUAUAAUUGAUAUAAUUUAUUAACAUCCAAAACCUAAAAUGUAUACUCAUAGUCAAAUAGUGUGUUGUUUUAAUUAUUUAUUCGUAGAUCAGUAUUUAGAUAAUAUAUAAGCAAACUCUUUGAAGAUCUAGUAUAUUUUAUAUUAUAAAAUUCAACCUUUGCUAUAAGCAAGCACAUGCUUUUAGUACAUGCAAAUGUGGCCUAUCCUUUUUUUUUAAAUAAGUCAGGGUUAUGUGAGUUUUUUACUCACUAAAACCCCUUCUGUAGCCGCCCUCACAUGCAAUUUGAGGAUCCCGGGAUCUUCAAUGGAAGCCACCGUUACACAAACAUAUGUGGUCUACCUACAUACCUUUACAUCCUGUUUACACAAAUAUUUAUCUGUGAAGCAUCUCAUGGAAUGUUUUAACCACAAUAAAGUUUAACAAUGCUAUACUAGAAAGAAAGAAAUCAAUUUAUUCAGAAAAAAGAAAGGGAUUCAUUCGGCAUGUGCAUGGUAUACACCGAAGCGCCGGGUUUCUAUGAUUCCUAAAGACAGAACAUGCAGUUUUACAGAAUAGUAGAAGAAGAUACUAUGCCUUAUACUCGCAUAAAACUGGAGUUUUGACACCUUUAUACAAAGAUGUAUUGGUAAAUUUAGUGAAUCCUUUCUUACAGUUACCUAUAUUUUUAAUUUGUACUCAUUAUACUACUCUAUGGUAGGUACAGUUGUGUAUAGUGUAGUGCUUUAAAGUAAAUGCUGCCCACCAAUUAUAUUUUAAUAGUUAUGUUAUGAACAUAUAGUAAUAUUUAUAUAGAUAUAUCAGUAUGCAAAACAAUUAUAAGAUCGGUAGAAAAUGGUAGUGUUUAACCAUAUUUCCCUGCAACAAAUACUAUGUUUUUAUUUUCAUUCAAAUGUAAAUACUAUGACAUAGUAUUUAUGUCAAUUUCAGUAUUAAUUUGACAUUAAUAUUUUUUUUUAUUAUUACUUUUAUAAUGUCAUAAAAUAGAUGUGCGCAUGAUUCAGUAGUUAUGUUAUUUAUGUAAGGCAUUUUUAUCACCUAGCUAAUGUAUUAUCUGUCAAUGUACAAAGCAAUUAAUCCGUAAAAUGUAAUUAACCAAUGGAAAUAGAAAAUGUUAUCAACAUUUCCUUUAACAUUUAUUUAGUGGAUGUUUUAAUUAUUUUUGUGUUGAAUUUUACUUAUGUGUUAUUUAUUUGUAUAAAGUGUCAUUGUUCAUUUGUAAGCUGCAUGUUUCUUAUUUUAGUAUAUGUUAUUACUAUUUAUUAUUUAUUUUAUAUGAC
Molecule: messenger RNA, 2341 nt
Organism: Papilio polytes (common Mormon)
Lineage: Eukaryota; Metazoa; Arthropoda; Insecta; Lepidoptera; Papilionidae
Gene: P5cr
Product: pyrroline-5-carboxylate reductase-like
Exons: 5
Coding region: 132-986 (284 amino acids)
Biological process (GO): L-proline biosynthetic process
Molecular function (GO): pyrroline-5-carboxylate reductase activity
Source: RefSeq, a predicted model, not a curated record